Marmota flaviventris (yellow-bellied marmot) is the source of this 1890-nucleotide messenger RNA. It is a transcript of the gene Tmem200c, whose product is annotated as transmembrane protein 200C. NCBI's taxonomy places the organism in Eukaryota, Metazoa, Chordata, Mammalia, Rodentia, Sciuridae. The record is from RefSeq and is a predicted model, not a curated record.
AUGAUCGCCACCGGAGGCCUUCUGAGGAUUUCCGCCAGAAAGCAGGAUCCCCUCCGCCCCCCAAGCCAGGUCCCUAAGCGCAAGAGGAAAACCAAGAAGAGGCGCAAGAAUGACGUGGUGGUGGUGAAAGGCAAGCUGAAGCUCUGCUCCAUUUCCGGCCUUAUCGCCCUCUGCGGGAUCCUCGUGCUACUGGUGGGCAUAGCUAUGGCUGUGGUGGGCUACUGGCCAAAGACCAACACGGCCAAUAGGGAGGGCAGUAAGCAGCUGCUGGCUGCGGGCAGUGCCAACCGCGUCCUAACCACCACCGCCAACAGCAGCAGUGGCAGCAAGAACUCGUCCAGGAGUCACCAUGGGACUCCAGAGGGUGUCAACUCCAGUUCCGUGGGCGUGCCCAGAAGCACGCCUCCAGCGCGGUCAGCCGCCCCUCCCUCAUCCUCUUCCACGUCGGUGGGCUUCUUUUUCCGCAUCUUUUCGGGUUACCUGCACUCAGACAAGCUUAAGGUCUUUGGGCCGCUCAUUAUGGGCAUUGGCAUCUUCCUCUUCAUCUGCGCCAACGCGGUGCUGCACGAAAACCGAGACAAGAAGACCAAGAUCAUCAACCUACGUGAUCUCUAUUCCACCGUCAUCGACGUGCACAGCCUUCGCGCCAAAGACCUGGCUGCAGCUGCAGCAGCGGCUGCAGCCGCUGCUGCCUCCUCAUCGUCCUCGGCUCCCACCUCGGCGCCCCCUGGGACUGUACCGCUCAACGGCUUCCUGAGCUACGUGCAGUCGCGGGGACUGGAGCUGAAGCCCGGGGGUUAUGGAGGUUCUGGGGACACCUUCGGGGCGGCAGCGAUGCUGGCCAGGGGCUCCUGGCCCCACCCCGCGGCACUGGGCGGGGGCGGCGGAAGGGCCCGGGGCGCGGCGUCCCCACCCGACUUGGCCUCAUCCCCGCGCUGCCUGAGAGAGCCCCCAAGCCUGGCAGAAGCCGUGUACAGUAUCUACCGCGAGCGCUCCGGAGUAGCGGGCCGUCGCCGGGCCACCACCGCUGUGGCUACCGCAGCCGCCACUACCACCGCGGCCGCCAGCGGCAGCAGCAGCCCGGCGCCCUGCAGCCCACCCGAGAGUUGGGGGCGCCAGAGCACCGCCAGCUCCCUCGUGGGCUCCUCGCUGAGCGCCUUUGCGCUGCUGCCCUUACAAGGGGACCGCGACAGAGACGGGGAAGCGGAGGGCGCUAGCUGCAGUUGGCAGAGGCCACCCGGGGAACGCGGCUCCCAGGAAAUCCCACGGGGCAAGGUUGAACUGAGUUUGACCGACCUUCGCGGCGCGGAGGGUGGCGCGCACUGGGCGCUUGGGGAGCUGGAUGAGCCCGGGGGAGCGGCGGCAGCGCACACCGCCAGUGGGCAGGGAGGACGUCUGCCCAGGACCGGCAGGUACGCGGCCUUGAGGCGCCGCAGCACCAGCGGGCUCCCGGACUACCGGGCCCCGCCGUCCCCCGAGCCCCCGCCCUCCCCGCGCGGUGCGGACCUGGACUCCAGCCUUCAGGACACAACCGCCAUCCCCUCGCCUCCCCUGCUACAGGAGGACUCGUCCCGUGCCAGGCGGGACUCGGGGAGCUCCCAAUCAGAUGACCUAUCGAGCAGCAAUAAGGGCUACACUCCCCUGCAGGAGACCGGCACCUCCUUGGAGUCGGUGGUGGAAGUAGUAGCCAGUAAAAGGCAAGACUGUGAAGAUGCCACCGUUUUGAGUGCGGAGCAGUGUCCCUCAGAGAGUCCCAGCGAGGAGCAACCCGCGGCCGAGCAACCUCAGCAGGUGCAGAGGCAGUUUACAAACAAGGAGAAACUCUUCAUGAUUUCCCAGUCUCAUGCCACAGGCGUUGAAGAUGGAGAGCUGGAAAGCACUGGCAUUUAG